AUGAUUGUUGUCACCCUCGCCCUUGUGGCCGUCGCCUACGCUGUUCCAGUUAACGAAGUUAACGGAUUAGAAUCAACGACGAUUCCAGUAGAACCAAUAAAGAUUAUUCGCUCUGAUUACGACCAACAACCCAAUGGUGAAUACGUCUUCAGCUUCGAGACUGAGAACGGCAUUAACCGCGACGAAAACGGUGAACUGAAGGAGGCCCUCGAUGAAAAAAAUAAGACCCACACUGUCAUCGUUGUUCGCGGUUCCUACUCUUACACUGAUGACGACGGCAAAGUUGAGACCAUCAACUACAGCGCUGAUGAGAAGGGCUACCAUGCUGAGGGCGAAUCAAUACCUACGAACGCCCCGUCCAGUAGAUAA
Parnassius mnemosyne (clouded apollo) is the source of this 369-nucleotide messenger RNA. The record is from the annotation of a GenBank genome assembly. NCBI's taxonomy places the organism in Eukaryota, Metazoa, Arthropoda, Insecta, Lepidoptera, Papilionidae.